Messenger RNA from Solea senegalensis (Senegalese sole), 2136 nucleotides. RefSeq lists its product as uncharacterized. Bases 489 to 2132 code for a protein of 547 amino acids. Gene Ontology annotation, molecular function: zinc ion binding; nucleic acid binding. Lineage: Eukaryota; Metazoa; Chordata; Actinopteri; Pleuronectiformes; Soleidae. The transcript is spliced from 2 exons. The record is from RefSeq and is a predicted model, not a curated record.
GUCUGAAAUAGCCACAUAUAGUUUAUUAUGUUAACAGACACCCCCCUCUUUUUCAUUGUAAUAUUUGAACCUUUAUAAAGACAGUUUUGCAGAAAGCACUGCUACUUUGCACCAGUAGAGGGUGCUAUAACACCAGUGGGUUCAGGCAAACGGCUUCCGCUCUGCUUUGCUCGGCGCAUGUUCAGAUAAUAAACAUACCGAGCAGCAGUAGUGGAAGCUAACAGCUCUCGUGUUGUGUGUUUGGAUCCACAGGUAUUUAUACCGUAGCUCAGCCACUCAGUGCACGCUGCCUGAGGGGCUCAUGCUGCCGGACCAGAGACCCCUAGCUCUGGCGCCGGUAACAUUUGGGGGCUCGUCCGGGAUGAUUAGCAUUUCUGCCUAGUGACGUGAGUGUCGUGACAACGAGAAACGGUGCACAAAGUUUCAGGGAAGACUGCUGCAGUCCAGAGCGUCAUCCAGAGAGCGGGAGUCACCAGAGUAACGCCAAAAUGGCCACAGUCACCCCACGGCGAAUGCUGAUCUUCAAGAUCCAGAAGAAUCUGUCAUAUUUGAGUCCAGACCAGCUAUUGGCAGUCGUGAGUUCAAUAGAUGAUGGCAGCGAAACUCACGAUAUUCCAAAUUUGAGUGAACCAGAAUUGUAUGACCUGAUGGUGGAUUACCUCAGGAGUGAGAAAUUAAGUGCUAUGGAAGAUGAAGGUAUGUCUCAACUCCUUGUCCUGACUGACAUACUGAAUGACCUGCUGGCCACAGACCCCGGUGGAAGUGAAGCUUGCCAGACUGCGCCAGAGACAGGACAGCCAGUGGAGGAUUCAUCACCCCACCAGGAGCAGCUAUCCACUUCAUCUCGUUCUGACCAUCACAACACAGUCACACAAUCAACAACAUCCACACACAACCACAACAUUUCCACACAGCCAUUGCCGGUGGACAAAGACAUUCAUUCCCUUUCACCUCCAUCAUUGGACAAAGAUGCACACACUAACAGCCCAUCACAGGACAGAGACAUUCAUACUUAUCCAGCACCUUCACGAAGAGACGGUGGACGGCCAGCAAGGAACUUUGACACUGCCACAGUCACCAGAGCUUUCACCGCAGGCGUUGAUGGAUCUCCCCAUGGUAGAGUGAGUCUGGCGUCCAGCAUGGGAGAUCAGGUAUUGAGGGUGAAUGAUUUUGCAGCUCUGCUCCCACGCAGAGAAUUCAAGCUACAUGGUGGACAAAUCUCUGAUGUUGGGUCUGAUAUGUCAUACAGUAACCUUUGUAAACAAAUUGAAGAAGGUAUACUGGAAGGUUUUACUGAGUCAGAAGUGAUGCGUACUGUGAUGAAAAUCAUCAAACCCGGUACAUUCAGAGAUAUGUUGACAAACAAAAAUGAUUUAACUGUUGAUGAGCUCAAGCGGUUUCUCCGCGCACAUAUCAGGGACAAAAGCAGCACUGAACUUUUUCAAGAGUUAAGUAAUGCUAAACAACAGGACAAAGAGAGUCCUCAGCAAUUUCUGUAUAGGCUAAUGGGUUUAAAGCAGCGCAUUUUGUUUGAGUCACAACAACCUGGUGCCGAGUUUGGCUAUGACAAAAGGCUGGUUCAGGGCACCUUUCUCCACACUCUGUAUCAAGGUCUGAAUGAGAAAAAUAGCCAUGUUCGUUAUGAUCUAAAACCUCUUCUCACAGACUUACAGGUUAGUGAUGACUUUCUUUUGGACCAAAUCACUAAGUCUACCAGUGAGGAGACAGAGAGACUCAGACGCCUUGGCACAGUAGCUAAGAACCGACCAGUGACUGUGAGCCCCGCUCAGCUUGACUGUAGUGACUCAACUAAGCAGACUAGAGUUGACACUGAGUUACAGGCUAACCGUACUGCUAUUAAAGAACUGUCUGCCCAGGUGUCCUCCCUGACCAAACAGCUGGCCCAAGUGGUGAAGCCUGCUGACACUGCCAUCCCUGUGACCACACACUCAGCCCAGCCAAUGCCACCAACACCUGAAGCCCGCGGCAGAUGCCGCAACUGUGUUCAGCAGGGCAAGAUGAGUUGCCCUCACUGCUUCGUAUGUGGCCAAGCUGGACAUCGGGCGGUCGGCUGUCUUCAAAAGAGGAUGUCGGGAAACGGGAUGAGGUCACUGGAGAAGGGCAGCCAGUGACCGU